Messenger RNA from Perkinsus marinus ATCC 50983, 681 nucleotides. Its product is annotated as 2-heptaprenyl-1,4-naphthoquinone methyltransferase, putative. Lineage: Eukaryota; Perkinsozoa; Perkinsida; Perkinsidae. Gene Ontology annotation, molecular function: S-adenosylmethionine-dependent methyltransferase activity. The transcript is spliced from 5 exons. The record is from RefSeq and is a predicted model, not a curated record. The coding region runs from base 1 to 681 and encodes 226 amino acids.
AUGCAAUCAACUUGUCCUGACGUAGCCGACUUCAGCAAGAUCUCUCAUUUCCCCGAGGGAGCUAAUAAGGAGUUCCAAGACAAGGACAAGGAUCAAUUGCUAGAGUUUUUCCUUCCAAAAUUUGAAGUCGAUAGACCCUUGGCUCAUCAUCUCGACGGGCUUUUCGAGGUAUUCAAUCUUAACCCCGAGACAGUCUCAGUCGAGGUUGGUCCGGGUACGGGCCUUCUGACACGAGAGUUCAGUAAGCGACCUGGCAAGAAGGUGUACGCAACGGAGCUUUCUGAGGGUUUCAUACAGCACCUCAGAGACGACGACAGGAUAGAGAAAGACAAGGUGGAAAUUAUUCAUAGCACCGAAGACGACUUAUGUCUACCUACUGAGAGCGACGGCUCGGUCGACCUGGCAGUUCUUUGUGACGUAUAUCAUCACCUCACACAUCCACGGACUAUAGUCCAGCAGCUUAAGCGAUCACUGAAGGAUACUGGAAGAUUAGUGCUGGUAGACUUCUGGCGAGACCCUAGUAAAAGCAGCAGAGAAGACAAGACUUGGGUAAUCGAGCACUUGCGGGCCGAUAAGGACGUCUUCGUUGAGGAAAUCCGAUCGGUGGGUUUCGAAGUCGCCUCCGAGCCAGAGGUCGAAGGUCUCGUCGAGAACUACGUUGUGAUUUUCAAGAAAGCAUAA